UUAAACAUAUUGCUGGCUGGCAUGAACCCCUUCUACUUCCAUGCAGUGAAUGUAAUUUUACACUGCCUAGUGACCCUUGUGCUGAUGUACACUUGUGACAAAGCUGUGUUCAAGGACUGUCGACUUGCUUUUGUCACGGCGCUGUUCUUUGCUGUGCAUCCCAUUCACACCGAGGCUGUAACAGGUAUAGUAGGCAGAGCAGAUGUCCUAGCCUGCCUACUCUUUCUGUUGGCUUUUCUCUCCUAUAAUAGGAGUGUGGAUCAGCUUUAUGUUGGGGAACAUUUCCCUCCCACUGCCUCCCCAUUCUUUUUGCUGCUUAGUUUAUUCCUUGGGACGUGUGCAAUGCUGGUGAAAGAAACUGGAGUCACUGUGUUUGGUGUGUGCUUGGUUUAUGACUUCUUUUUGCUCUCCUGCAAUGGACUCAAACUGAGAAAUGGGGGGAUCCUCCAGAGACCUGCCCGGCAGCCCGUGGCUUCUCCCUCUGCCUCGCUGCAGGUCCCUGCUGCCGCCCGGGAGAACGGGAAGCAUCGCUUUGCUCACCGGGGCGCCUGGAGCUCCUGCCACCCGGCGUCACCUCCGGAGCAGCGGAGCGGGGGCCUUUCUGUGCCCAGCAAAGCCAUCUGGGCCAUUCGGAGCUACCUGACUGCAAAUAACAACCAGAAUUUCUUGUAUACUGCAAGGCCCUUUUUGAAGAGAGCUGCUUUGGUGAUAAGCUAUGUGAUCCUCGUGUUGUAUUUCCGCCUCUGGAUAAUGGGAGGAUCCAUGCCCAUGUUUUCGGAGCAGGACAAUCCAGCUUCAUUCUCACCAUAUUUCCUGACGAGGUUCCUAACUUAUUCCUAUCUUCUGGCCUUCAAUGCUUGGCUUCUGCUGGCACCGAUCACCCUAUGCUACGACUGGCAGGUCGGCAGCAUCCCUUUGAUUGAGUCCAUUUGGGAUGCCAGGAACUUAGCCACAGUGUUCCUGGUGCUGGUGAUGGCAUUGCUCAGCCUACACUGCAUAGCUGCAUUCAAGAAACUGGAACACAAAGAAGUUUUGGUUGGCUUGUUGUUCCUGAUUUUCCCGUUCAUCCCAGCCAGCAACCUCUUCUUCAGGGUGGGAUUUGUGGUGGCAGAGCGAGUCCUUUACAUGCCGAGUAUGGGGUACUGCAUCCUUUUUGUCCAUGGUCUGAAAAAGCUGUCUACAUGGUUAAAUAAGUGGAGCAUUACUAUUCUGACCCUCUUUGCUUUACUGUUGCUGCUCUUCUCCUGGAAGACGGUGAAACAGAACGAAAUCUGGUUGUCACGAGAAUCCCUUUUCAGCUCAGGAGUGAAGACCCUGCCCCACAACGCCAAGGUGCACUACAACUAUGCCAAUUUUCUGAAAGACCAGGGCCGUAAUGCCGAGGCCAUCUACCACUACAAAACUGCUCUCAAACUGUACCCUCGUCAUGCAAGUGCUCUCAACAACUUGGGGACGUUGACCAAAGACGUGGUGGAGGCCAAGGACUACUACAGACGAGCCCUUCAGUUAAACCCUCAGCACAAUCGAGCUCUCUUCAAUCUUGGCAACCUGCUCAAGUCCCAAGGGAAGAAGGAAGAAGCUGUCAUCUUACUGCGGGACUCCAUUAAGUAUGGCCCAGAGUUUGCAGAUGCUUACUCAAGCCUGGCCUCGCUGCUGGCUGAGCAGGAACGGCUUAAGGAAGCAGAGGAGGUCUAUAAGGCUGGCAUAGAAAAUUGUCCUGAGAGCUCUGAUCUGCAUAACAACUAUGGUGUCUUCUUGGUUGAUACCGGGGCUCCUGAGCAAGCUGUGUCCCACUACAGACAGGCCAUCCUGCUGAGCCCCACUCACCAUGUGGCCAUGGUGAACCUGGGCAGGCUUCACCGCUCCCUGAGGCAGAACAGAGAGGCUGAAGUGUGGUAUAAGCGGGCACUGAAGGUAUCCCGGAAGGCUGAAAUCCUGUCCCCUCUAGGGGCUCUGUAUUACAACACGGGGCGGUAUGAAGAAGCAUUGCAGGUGUACAGAGAAGCAGCAUCACUGCAGCCUUCUAACAGAGAGAUCCGACUGGCACUGGCACAAGUUUUAGCAAUGAUGGGACGGACGAAAGAAGCUGAAAAGAUGACAAACCACAUACUCCACGAGGAUGCAGAAUGCCUGGAGUGCUACCGCCUUCUGUCAGCCAUCUACAGCAAACAGGAGCACUACAGCAAGGCACUUGAAGCUAUAGAAAAAGCUCUUCAGCUAAAACCAAAGGAUCCAAAAGUUAUAUCAGAGCUCUUUUUCACUAAAGGAAACCAGCUAAGAGAGCAAAAUCUCCUCGACAAGGCUUUUGAGAGCUAUAAACGGGCUGUGGAGCUCAACCCAGACCAAGCACAGGCCUGGAUGAAUAUGGGAGGCAUUGAGCACAUCAAGGGGAGCUACAUCACUGCCCGUGGCUACUAUGAAAAAGCCUUACAGCUGGUUCCAAACAGCAAGUUGCUGAAAGAGAAUCUGGCGAAACUGGAUCGCUUGGAGAAACGGUUUCAGGAAGUCCAGGAGAAAGACCAAACAUAACAUUCAGUCACCAGUGGAAAGAAACUCAUACCCCUUGGAGAAGAGUAUGGUAGAAGCCUAUUGCUUAAAGUGAUGCUGAAGGAACAUUGCUAGGACUCAGAAUUAUAGAAGGCAGAUUUUGAAUGCAUGCUUAUGUUUGACCAAAGUUACAGGAGACACUCGCCUCCUGUGGGACAUGCUGGAGCAUGAAUGAGAACCUUCCUUUAAUCAAGAUUCAUGUUUAAGCUGAACCCAUUUGAAUCAUACUGGGCGUGCGGGUGGGACGGCUACCUUCAAUAUCUUUGUUAUCAUUGAGGAAACCAUGGAGACAAAGCACUCAUCCAUUGCAGCAGGGGUGAAGUGGCACCUCCUGUUACUCAACAUAGGCUCACCUCAUCCACAUAAAGUACCACUGAUGGGCUUCAUUGCAAGUGCUGCCAGGUCCUUCUGAGCCAGGAACGAUGGUCAUAUUGGUCACAUUAAAAGGUUUCAAGGGGUUAAAGCUGAGGAAAUGGUGGCCACUUCUACAGCUCUAUAUGUGACUUGAAAAUUGUUCUAAAGAAAGGGAAAACGGUAUCUGAAUAUCACCCUGGAAGGAUGAUUCUACAAGUAGGACACAUGAUCCUUUGAGGGAAAACCUCACCUGAAUAUGUUACUUGUAAGAUAAUAUUUUUGUAGUAAUUCAGGCUCAUUAUGUCAGUAUUGUAAAAUAUCAUAUGGCUUUACCCUGUGCCCUCUCCCUGAAGGCCAAAUAAUUACCCUGAAAAAAAUGGAAGCAUCCAAAGGCAAUGGGAAGCUCUAGGAUUACUUGUCCUCUUGUCCAGUCCCCAG
Chaetura pelagica (chimney swift) is the source of this 3339-nucleotide messenger RNA. RefSeq names its product transmembrane and tetratricopeptide repeat containing 1 (gene TMTC1). Gene Ontology annotation, biological process: protein O-linked glycosylation via mannose. Gene Ontology annotation, molecular function: protein binding; mannosyltransferase activity. The record is from RefSeq and is a predicted model, not a curated record. The transcript has 19 exons. Lineage: Eukaryota; Metazoa; Chordata; Aves; Apodiformes; Apodidae. Bases 22 to 2529 code for a protein of 835 amino acids.